AUGGCUGUACGUCCCAGCACAGCUCUCAGCGAGAUCUCCUCUGCCAUCUCCGAAGAUGGCUACCAUUCAAGACCGCAAACUGGCGCAAGACUGGACCAACCAACGUUGCCAAAUCCUUCUGCUUCGCAGCAUGGUUUCUCUCACAUUCGCGGUAUCACCCAGCCCGCCAAUCGUACCAUAAGAAACCCUCCUCCUGCGCCGUCGAGCAACACUGGAUCUAGCCGUCCUCAAAGCCCUGUCAGCACAACCAGCCGAACGCAUGUGCCUUCUUUGACAGCCCAGGGCUUCUUUAGGCCCAUGAGCUCGCAGAAGCUGCAAGCGCAACGAUUUCGUCGUCCCCCAGGCGGUAACAAAUCAGUCCAGCCACCGGCCCCCAUACCCGAUGGAGAUCAAUACGAUGAUGCGGAUGAUCGAAGUGUUGCUUCUAGCAGGCACGCCAUGCCCAGAGGCCAUCGACCACUCCAGUCGAUCGCGACCGACUAUACUCAGUCAGAAGUGCCCGAGCACUACGAGACUGGCUCUCACGACUUCGCGUCGCAACAGGAGGGCGAGACCGGGCUAGUGGAUGGCUCUAGGAAGGCCAUCAACCGCCCAAUGCACUUGAACAUCGGAGCUGCCCAGAAAGCAGGUGAUGCGCCACAGAAGUCGCCGCUAUCUUUCCGGUCAGGAUUCAGCCUGGCCAGCAAGGGCCGUAUGGAACCAGGCCAUCAACCACUCUCCUCAAGUGCAGGGUCGCCACGCCUCGCACGCCAGGAUGGGAAUGAGACUCCCUCAACAGCAAAAGGUGCACUGGGUAAGAACCAUGAGUAUUUUGAGGGCAACACUGUGUUCUGGUGGGGAGGACGUAUGCAGAACGCUCGUGACCGGCCCGUCAACAUCGCAACCGGCAUUGUGCUCGUCCUGCCGGCGAUUCUCUUUUUUGUUUAUUCAGCCUCUUUCCUGUGGCAUCAUGUAUCACCAGCGAUCCCUAUAAUAUUCGGCUACCUCUUCUUUCUCUGUUUAUCAUCCUUUAUCCAUGCGUCCACCGUCGAUCCAGGAAUUUUCCCCCGCAAUAUCCAUCCUUUCCCUCCCACCGGGAAAGAGGAUCCGCUUGCUAUUGGACCGCCCACCAAUGAUUGGGUCAUGGUCAGGCUUGCAACUUCCCAGACGGCUGCCAUGGACGUACCGGUGAAAUAUUGCAAAACCUGCAACAUCUGGCGCCCCCCACGCUGCUAUCACUGCCGUGUUUGUGACAACUGCGUUGAGACACUGGAUCACCACUGUGUGUGGUUGAAUAACUGCAUGGGCCGCCGCAACUAUCGUUACUUCUUCGGCUUCAUCAGCACAGCGACUCUUGUUGGGCUCUUGCUCUCAUUUGGCAGCUUGGGCCACGUUAUUGCUUACGGCAACCAACAUAAUAUUGCAUUUGGUCAGGCCAUCAGUAGGUGCCGAGUACCUUUUGCCAUGUUUAUCUACGGACUAGUGGCGAUUCCGUACCCAGCGGCGCUGUGGGUCUAUCACCUCAUGCUCAUGGGCAAAGGCGAGACAACAAGGGAGUAUCUGGCGUCGAGGAGAUUCCCAAAAGCAGAGAGGCAUCGCCCUUUUACUCAAGGUAACUUCUUGAAGAAUUGGCUGGCAGUACUCGGAAGGGCGAGGCCACCGACAUAUUUACAUUUCAAGAAAUACUACGAAGAAGGAGAUCAGCGCUUCGGGGAGCGACGGGGUAGACGUCAGGCUCCUCUUGUGCCCGAAGCACAAAACGGCGGCAUGGAGAUGCGGCCUGUAUCAACACAAAGGGGAUUUGAGGGGCCACAAUCUCGGCAGAAAUUGGAGGCCAAGUAA
Cyphellophora europaea CBS 101466 is the source of this 1821-nucleotide messenger RNA. RefSeq lists its product as uncharacterized. Lineage: Eukaryota; Fungi; Ascomycota; Eurotiomycetes; Chaetothyriales; Cyphellophoraceae. The record is from RefSeq and is a predicted model, not a curated record. The coding region runs from base 1 to 1821 and encodes 606 amino acids. Gene Ontology annotation, biological process: protein targeting to membrane; peptidyl-L-cysteine S-palmitoylation. Gene Ontology annotation, cellular component: Golgi apparatus; endoplasmic reticulum. Gene Ontology annotation, molecular function: protein-cysteine S-palmitoyltransferase activity. The transcript is spliced from 3 exons.